GCGCGGCUGGAGGCCAGUGGUUAGGUCGUGGGCCCCGGCAGCACCGCUCUCGGCCGCCGCCAUCUUGCCCGUGUCCGGGCCGGAAGCGGCGGUCGCGCUGCCGCCUCAGGGAAAUUUGUAUUUUUGCAGUGCAUCUUGUUGAAGAUGGCAAUACUGGAAUGUUGCUGGCACUGCUGUCAUUGUACACUAAUUUGUCAUGCACUGUUAGAGACGUUUUGGUGAUGAACAAAGACUCAACACAGCUUUCCUGUGCUGAGAAGCCAUUGAGAGGAAGUGAACACUUGUUAAAACUUGAAGUGAAUGGAACUGACUGGUCUCUUUCAUUACAUCAAUAAACAUGAGCGGUACCAAACCUGAUAUUUUGUGGGCACCACACCAGGUUGAUAGAUUCGUUGUGUGUGACUCAGAACUGAGCCUUUAUCAUGUGGAAUCUACUGUGAAUUCAGAACUCAAAGCUGGAUCUUUACGUUUAUCUGAAGAUUCUGCAGCUACAUUACUGUCAAUAAACUCAGAUACACCCUAUAUGAAAUGUGUUGCAUGGUAUCUCAAUUACGAUCCUGAAUGUCUCCUAGCAGUUGGACAAGCAAAUGGUCGAGUUGUACUUACAAGUCUUGGUCAAGAUCAUAACUCAAAGUUCAAAGAUUUAAUAGGAAAAGAAUUUGUCCCAAAACAUGCACGACAAUGCAAUACCCUUGCAUGGAAUCCAUUGGAUAAUAACUGGCUUGCUGCUGGUCUAGAUAAACACAGAGCUGACUUUUCAGUGCUAAUAUGGGAUAUCUGUAGCAAAUACACUCCUGAUACUGUUCCCAUGGAAAAAGUGAGACUUUCAGCGGGUGAAACUGAAACAACAUUAUUAGUAACAAAACCAUUGUAUGAAUUAGGGCAGAAUGAUGCUUGUCUCUCUCUUUGUUGGCUUCCACGAGACCAGAAACUGCUCCUUGCUGGUAUGCAUCGUAACCUAGCCAUAUUUGAUCUUCGAAAUACAAGCCAGAAAAUGUUUGUAAACACAAAAGCUGUUCAAGGGGUGACAGUAGACCCCUACUUCCAUGAUCGUGUUGCUUCCUUCUAUGAAGGUCAGGUUGCGAUAUGGGAUCUUAGAAAAUUUGAAAAGCCAGUUUUGACUUUGACUGAGCAACCAAAACCCUUAACAAAAGUAGCAUGGUGUCCAACUAGAACUGGUUUGCUUGCAACUUUAACAAGGGAUAGCAAUAUUAUUAGGUUGUAUGAUAUGCAGCACACGCCCACUCCCAUCGGGGAUGAAACUGAACCCACAAUAAUUGAAAGAAGUGUUCAGCCUUGUGACAAUUACAUUGCUUCCUUUGCAUGGCAUCCGACAAGUCAAAAUCGAAUGAUAGUUGUGACUCCCAACCGAACAAUGUCUGACUUCACGGUUUUUGAAAGGAUAUCCCUUGCUUGGAGCCCGAUUACAUCUUUAAUGUGGGCUUGUGGUCGUCAUCUGUAUGAAUGUGCGGAAAAAGAAAAUGAUGAUUCUUUAGAAAAAGAUAUAGCAACGAAAAUGCGCCUUCGAGCUUUGUCAAGGUAUGGACUUGAUACAGAACAAGUCUGGAGAAACCACAUUUUAGCUGGAAAUGAAGAUCCACAGCUCAAGUCACUCUGGUAUACUCUGCACUUUAUGAAGCAAUAUACAGAAGAUAUGGAUCAGAAAUCUCCAGGCAACAAAGGAUCAUUGGUUUAUGCAGGAAUUAAAUCAAUAGUAAAAUCAUCUUUGGGAAUGGUAGAAAGCAGCAGACAUAAUUGGACUGGGUUGGAUAAGCAAACUGAUAUUCAGAAUUUAAAUGAAGAGAGACUCUUAGCUUUACAGCUUUGUGGGUGGAUAAAGAAAGGAACAGAUACGGAUGUAGGGCCAUUUUUGAACUCCCUUGUACAAGAAGGAGAAUGGGAGAGAGCUGCUGCUGUGGCGUUGUUCAACUUGGAUAUUCGGCGAGCAAUCCAAAUCCUGAAUGAAGGGGCAUCUUCAGAAAAAGGAGAUCUAAAUCUCAAUGUGGUAGCAAUGGCUUUAUCGGGUUAUACAGAUGAGAAGAACUCCCUUUGGAGAGAAAUGUGCAGUACACUACGAUUACAACUCAACAACCCUUAUCUAUGUGUCAUGUUUGCAUUUCUGACAAGUGAAACAGGAUCUUACGAUGGUGUUUUGUAUGAAGACAAAGUUGCGGUACGUGACAGAGUGGCAUUUGCUUGUAAAUUCCUUAGUGAUACUCAGUUAAAUAGAUACAUCGAGAAAUUGACCAAUGAAAUGAAAGAAGCAGGAAAUCUGGAAGGAAUUUUGCUUACAGGCCUUACUAAGGAUGGAGUGGACUUAAUGGAGAGUUAUGUUGAUAGAACUGGAGAUGUCCAGACAGCAAGUUACUGCAUGUUACAGGGCUCACCUUUAGAUGUUCUGAAAGAUGAAAGAGUCCAGUACUGGAUUGAGAAUUAUAGAAAUUUAUUAGAUGCUUGGAGGUUUUGGCACAAACGAGCUGAAUUUGAUAUUCACAGGAGUAAGUUGGAUCCCAGUUCCAAGCCAUUAGCACAGGUGUUUGUGAGUUGUAAUUUCUGUGGCAAGUCCAUCUCCUACAGCUGUUCAUCUGUGCCUCAUCAGGGCAGAGGUUUUAGUCAGUAUGGUGUGAGUGGCUCCCCAACAAAGUCUAAAGUCACAAGCUGCCCUGGCUGUCGAAAACCCCUUCCUCGAUGUGCUCUUUGCCUCAUUAAUAUGGGAACACCUGUUUCUAGCUGUCCUGGAGGAUCCAAAUCAGAUGAAAAAGUUGACUUGAGCAAGGACAAAAAAUUAGCUCAAUUUAACAACUGGUUUACAUGGUGUCACAAUUGCAGGCAUGGUGGACAUGCUGGACACAUGCUUAGUUGGUUCAGGGACCAUGCAGAGUGUCCUGUGUCUGCAUGCACGUGUAAAUGUAUGCAGUUGGAUACAACUGGGAACUUGGUACCUGCAGAAACUGUUCAGCCAUAAAAUGUUAUCACCUAAAGAGAAACCUUCACGUGUGGAGCUUUCUAAUAGAUGUCCUUCAUAGCUGAAAAACAUACCUCAGAACAAGUCACUCAUGACUUUCCUAUAAUGAGAAAAUAAAUCAUUCUAUCAGAUCAGCCAUUUGAUUUUUGAGUGAAUUUGAUGUGCUUCACAGAGACAAAUGCUGCUGAAAUGAACAUCAGAGUGUGAGCAUAUGUUUUGUUCAAUAGGUUGAAACUUCCUGUUGGAAAAACUUUUAGGGUACUGUUGAAAUUAUAAACAUUAUAAACAGUUUCUGGAAUAACGAAGAGACCUUGAACCUGUAUCUUCAAAGCCAAAAUCAGAUAUCUUUCAAUAAAAUCUACACUUUUAAAAUAAAAUGACAAAUUGAGUAGUUCACAUGAUAGCUUAAGCUUAACCAUACUUAGAUUCUUUUCAGAUACAAUUAUGGAUAUUUACUUUUAGAAUUCUCCUAACCCACACUGGAGAAAUAAAAUUUGUCAAUAUAUAUUUGAUAAUACACAUUUUAAGGAGACUUUUCCCUCAUACAAUUUCAUUUAAAUAUAAGAAAUUUUUGGUGUAAACUAUCAUUGUGUUCCUUAAAACCCAAAAUUAAGAAUGUAUCUUACAACUUUUCAAAAAAGAAAAGUAUGCACCAUUUUGGGAGAAAUUAUUACAAAAUUUUCAGUUUCAAGUUUUUAAUUUGCAAUGUACCAAUUUGUCUUCAGAGAUUUCUCUCCAUUUUAGUAUGUCCUCACCACCUAGGAACAUUUUAACUGAACACGAAAUCUAUGUAAGAUCAUGUUUGACAACCCAUUUUACAUAAUCUCUUAGUGUGUCCUACUGUCAGAUUCCUUCCUGGAAUAUCCUGUUUUUUUCUAAGAUAGAUUAGGAAGUGUCAGGGAAAACAGGGUUAUUUUGGAGAUUGAAGGCACAAAUCGCUAAAGGUAAGUGUAUUGUGCCAGUUGAAGGACUUUAUUCUAAAAUUGAUUUUUUUCUCUUUGUAACUAGAUAGUUGGAGGAGAAAUAACAGAAUUUGUAUAAUACUUCCCUGUCAUAUGCACAGGAGUGAACUGAAUUUUGUAGGAAGCCUAAUAUUUAUAGAUUUUUAGAGAAAGAAAUAUCAAGCUGAAGAAUUUUAAGAGCUUUUAUGUUAACAGUUUUAUCUGUUAAAAAGUAAGAUCUAUUAGAUUAAUUUGAGAUGUGGCCUAAAUACUGUAUUGAAGAAAAGUAGAUUAAAUCUGUUUAUUGAGAUCAGAUACAAAAGAUCCUUUUCUAGGAAAAUUUUGGAAGUAGUUCAUAUUCUAAAUGUCUUAGCUAGAUGACAGUUUUCUUUUAAAAUCAAAGAACUGAGCCUAAUUUAAAAAAAUUUUUAUCAAGAUUGCAAUUAAGGGAGUUUUUACAAUCUUAAGUAAAUAUUGAUUUCAUUUUAUUAAAAUGUACACUUUUGUAUUGCUUUAGUUGGAGUGUUCCUUUCAGUUUUACUAUUCUAAAUAUUAGAAGUUAGCUAAAUAAAACCACAUUUUCAUUUCACUAAAGUACAAUAUAAAAUGAAUGACUAUCUGAAGUAUUUAUAAUUUUUAGAAAUACAGCUUAAGACAUGAAUAUAAAGUAUAUUGUGUAAUUAUGCCUAUUUGUAAUCAUAAUAUAUAGAAUGACAUUUUCAGUAUUGAUUUUUACUAUGUGCCAACUUUCUUAUACUUUCUUUGAAGCUCAGACAUACAGUUUAUGGGAUGUCUGUGCAUUUUGCAUUUCAGUGUAUAUGAGCCAUGAAAAUAGAUUCAGAUUGUUUUCCCAUUUUUAUUACCAAGUCACAAAUAUUGUGAUUACAAACUCAACAAGAUAUUUCACUUAAAUGAGUUCAACAAGUGUUUAAUAAGUGUUUUUAUUAUUUUUUAAAAUACUGAGUGAAAUUCAAAAUUAACAUAUCAAGAAAUUACCUAUGACUCCUCUACAGAUAAUCCAUAUAAAGUAAUUUAUUUAUUUGAUGACAAAUUUCACACUUACUCUUAAUUAGAAGUAAUAUUUCUUUUAGGUUCUGUUUUUCAGUUUAAUACACUGUACUAAGUGGUUAUUCUUUAAAAUAUAUAUUCAUAUACAUAUAGAAUAGGGAAUAUAAUUCUGCAUCUAAUUGGAUGACUGAAUUGCAUUUCACUGAUUAUUCUGCAAACAGUAUUGCUUUGAAAAUUAAAUUAUAGUCCUACCCCCAGUAACUUGCAUAAAUAGCUUAGUAUUUGUGAACUUUAGUUUCUUCAUAUGUUAAAGGUACAAAAAUACCUACCUCAUAAAGUGAUUGAGAGUAUUUUUUAUUGAUACAUUUUAGAUAUACAUAAUGAUAACAUUCAUAGGGAAUUUGUACCUGUAUGUGAUAUAUUGUGCUGCUUUUUUUCCUAUUCUCCUUCUAAUUGGGAAUAUUAAGUAAUGGAAUAAAUAUUAAGUGUUCUGUAAA
Molecule: messenger RNA, 5411 nt
Organism: Heterocephalus glaber (naked mole-rat)
Lineage: Eukaryota; Metazoa; Chordata; Mammalia; Rodentia; Bathyergidae
Gene: Mios
Product: meiosis regulator for oocyte development
Biological process (GO): cellular response to amino acid starvation; positive regulation of TORC1 signaling
Cellular component (GO): cytoplasm
Molecular function (GO): protein binding
Source: RefSeq, a predicted model, not a curated record